Grosmannia clavigera kw1407 is the source of this 813-nucleotide messenger RNA. RefSeq lists its product as uncharacterized. NCBI's taxonomy places the organism in Eukaryota, Fungi, Ascomycota, Sordariomycetes, Ophiostomatales, Ophiostomataceae. The transcript is spliced from 3 exons. The record is from RefSeq and is a predicted model, not a curated record. The coding region runs from base 1 to 813 and encodes 270 amino acids.
AUGGCUCCCGUCAUGGACUCUAUCGUGCCCCCCAAGCUGGCCUCGCACUUCCGCGCCGCCAAGUCGUCCCGCCUGCUGACCGCCACCAAUGUCGACGAUGCCGGGUCUGGCUGGCUGCUGGUGCGCCUGCUCGGUGACUGGAUCCGUCUAUGCGCCGGUCCUGCUGGCGACGGCAAGAGCGACAUCGCCGUCGUCGUCUUCUCCCUCUACCGUGACUUUGACUUUUAUGCUGCCGGCCUGUCCCAGUUUGGCAUCGACCUUAGGCGCCACGAGACCAAUGGCCAUUUCAAGUUCAUAGGCGGCAUCCACGCCAAGCUUCUGGGCGAAAGCCCAUCCUUGACCAUCGACGCCGCCUUGGAUCUUUUGAGCGACGAGGUCGAGCUGCUGAAACAGUCCUACUCGCGCACCGUCCUGCUGCUUGACUCGCCAGAGCUGGCCUUGACGCUCGUCAGCGAAAAUCCCCACGAUGCCAGCUCAGAUUGGCUCACACUGCUUCAAGGCGUUAUACACCAAUUCCACCACACCAUCGUGGCCAUGUCGCUCGACUCGCCGCGCAUGGGCCGCACCCGCCACGAGUUCGAGCAGGCCAUGGCCCGUGUCUCAAGCGUCAAGGCCCUCGGCCACAAGGCUGACAUGUCUAUGGUUCUGCGACACUACCAGACGCAGAACUCCAAGACAGACGGCACCAUCCGCAUCUCCUAUACGCGCCAGUUCGAGGCGUCCGGCCUCAACGUCAGCGGCGACGAGGAGACGUUUGGCUAUCAGAUCUUGGCAGACGGCCGCACAGUGACCAUUGAUGGUCCUUCCCUUUGA